Fusarium keratoplasticum is the source of this 1326-nucleotide messenger RNA. Its product is annotated as Zn(2)-C6 fungal-type domain-containing protein. Gene Ontology annotation, molecular function: DNA-binding transcription factor activity, RNA polymerase II-specific; zinc ion binding. Gene Ontology annotation, biological process: regulation of DNA-templated transcription. NCBI's taxonomy places the organism in Eukaryota, Fungi, Ascomycota, Sordariomycetes, Hypocreales, Nectriaceae. The record is from RefSeq and is a predicted model, not a curated record. The transcript is spliced from 5 exons. Bases 1 to 1326 code for a protein of 441 amino acids.
AUGGAAUUGCAGACCGAGCUUCUAUUCAUCAAGAACUGUCCUCUUUGCGAGAAGGUCUACAGACAAGAGCACUCGUAUAACCGCCAUAUAAAGUACUGCCAACGUGCUCAGACCAGACGCAAAGGCCGUCCGAGAUCCUGUCUCUCCUGCAGCAAGGCCAAAGCCAAGUGCACCUUUGGUCAGCCAUGUUCCCGCUGUGGGAAGAAGGAUCUGGCAUGCAUUUACGACCAACCAAGUCGACACCAAGUCAACACUGAAGUUCUCUGGACUGGGAAUGGGAACAAUCAACAGGUUUCAGAGAUCAUCCUGGCAUCCUCUCAUGACUUCGGGUCAUCUUUCGACCUGGAUGCUUUCACAUUAGACCCGAAUCUCGCAGAGUACUCUGUCUCAAGCCUACCAGUGUCUGACACAACCAUUUCAGCCCAGAGAUCGGUCCAAGAAGACCUCCAAUACCAAGAAGGCAACUCACAGACACAAGUUACCGUUAAAUCGCUCAGCGCCAAAGCAGACCUCACCCGCUUGCCUUACCAACGCGAAGCCUCACACCAUGCUGCAAAGCUAGUCUUGCAGACCCUCUAUGCGUUUCCCCAAAUGAUGCUUCGUCGAAAGACGUUUCCGCCUUUCAUACACCCCCAAUGGCACGAGCCCUGCCUUCCGGAGGCACUGGCGAAUUGCAUGAGCAUUGCUCAGCUUUUCGCGGCAAGGACGCCGGAGACCAGAGCGUUUCUCUGGCGAACUAUCAACACCGAGGAACAGCGCUUCCGAGAAAAUUACAUGAGUUUCUCGGCUCGCGAGAUACAGAUGGCUGUCCAGUCGCUAAUGAUCUAUAUGAUAAUGGCUAUUAUUGAUCAGGACGAACAGACCAAACAGCGUGGCACAAGACUGCUUGACACAGUUGAAACUCUCAGUUCUCGGUUCCUUACCUUUGUUGGAAGUUAUUCCCAGACUGAGCGAGCAGAACCAAGCCUAACAUGGGAAGAUUGGAUCUUUGCUGAAUCACGGAGACGCAUGUCAUCUCUUUGGAUAGUUAUAAGCGCCGUCAUAUUCAUCGACAACAAUAUCCCCUGCAGAGGAUGUGGUCCCCUCGAACACUUGCCUCUUCUCUCAAGCAAGAUGCUUUGGGAAGCACAAACUCGCGAGGAAUGGCAAUUGGAAAAGACAUUGUAUGAUGUCAGCAACCCAGUUAUGACACUUGGUGCUCUUGUCAAGGCUAAAAGAAACCCGGAAGAUCCACUGCAUGCACAAGAAUUGCAGUGCUGGGAAGCGGGCACUGAUAAACUGGCAAUCAUGCUUGACAUUGCUACGCAGUUUGUUUGGGCACGGUAG